AUGGAUCCCCCAACUGAUCCACUGCUUUUUCUGCCCGCCCAUGAACUACAGAGUAAAUUAACUCGCAAGGAGAUCACCAGUGUCCAGCUGGUGGAAGCCUUCCUAGCACAGAUCGAGCACCAUAAUCAUCAUGGACGAGGGCUCAACGCCAUCAUCUCGACUUGUCCCAAAAAUAUCGUGUUGUCCCGAGCCAAGUGGCUUGAUGAACAGCGACAACUCGGCCAUACACAGAGCAAGCUGCAUGGGAUUCCCAUCGUCAUCAAGGAUGCAAUCGUUACCGACGAAUCGCUAGGCAUGCCCACAACGGUAGGGUCGCACGUGUUUGCUAGCCUCAGGGCAAGGAGGAAUGCAUCGGUGAUUACCAAGCUGAUUGAUGCGGGAAUGAUUAUCCUUGCGAAAGCAAACAUGACGGAGUUUUGCGGGUUGAAGUCUGACACUACGGCCAUUGGCUGGAGUGCCCAAGGUGGCCAGACCCUAUCUCCCUAUCGCCAGGAAGGCCUAGACGAGGAUGAACAGCCAACCGCGGGCGGCUCCUCCUCCGGCUCCGCAGUGAGCAUAGCUGCCGGGUUCGCUCCUCUUGCAAUCGGCACCGAGACAGCGGGCUCGACCGUCUAUCCCGCAAGCGUGAAUGGGUUGUACGGCAUGAAGAUAACUCCGACUUCCACCGCCCUCGAUGGCGUGUUCAAGCUUAGUUCAAGCUUCGAUGGUAUUGGAAUUAUGGCGCGAGAUCCGUUCGAUUUGGCUGCACUUACCGAAGUGCUUCUUACCACUCAAGCCUUUGACAGAAUUCCUAGGGAAGGUUACAGCUCCAUUAUGGGAGCCGCCUGGACAGGUCUCCGUCUUGGUGUGGUGGAUAUCAAAUGGGGGAUAGAUGACGGCAUCUCGAAGGGGAAAUGGGAUUCUCCCGAGGUGAAAGCGACAUACGAGGCUGCUACAGAGGAAUUCAUUGCCCAUGGAGCUCGAUUGGUCUACCCGCUCCAGAUACCGGAGGCCAAGAUUUUAAAGCAUGAUGGUCAUACCCUCCGCGAUGUGGCGAUUCAAGAUUUUCUGUUGAACUUUUGGCCCGACCCUCAGCUCCAGACUCUUGAAGAUAUAAUAGAGUGGAACAAAAAGCAUGACGAGGCAGAGCGCUUGAAACAUCUUGAUAUAGCGGGGACCACGCAAACAGAAAUCAUCGCUUCCUUGAAAAGCACGAUGUCUCCCGAAUCUCACGCAUCCGUGCUCUCCCAGCUCCGGCGGUUGGCCUCUGUGGAUGGAAUGGAGAAAUGGAUGGCUGAGCAAAGUAUCGAUAUUGUGCUUGGUCCCUCGGAUUCGACCCUUGUUUCGUUCGCUGCAUGUGCCGGGUGGCCUAUUGCAACCAUGCCCCUGGGCAAGCUGGGGAAGAACGGACAGCCGUAUGGCUUUUUCGCUUUGGCGAGGAGCGGGCGUGAGGAUACUUUGUUUCGCCUGAUGAGCGCAUUUUACAGAAUCUUCUCGGAAACAGACAGAUGA
This is a messenger RNA of Penicillium riverlandense, 1491 nucleotides long. RefSeq names its product amidase-like protein. The record is from RefSeq and is a predicted model, not a curated record. The transcript has 9 exons. Bases 1 to 1491 code for a protein of 496 amino acids. NCBI's taxonomy places the organism in Eukaryota, Fungi, Ascomycota, Eurotiomycetes, Eurotiales, Aspergillaceae.